Molecule: messenger RNA, 504 nt
Organism: Aspergillus pseudotamarii
Lineage: Eukaryota; Fungi; Ascomycota; Eurotiomycetes; Eurotiales; Aspergillaceae
Product: FAD-dependent oxidoreductase
Exons: 1
Coding region: 1-504 (167 amino acids)
Molecular function (GO): FAD binding
Source: RefSeq, a predicted model, not a curated record
AUGGCGAGCCCUAAGCCAAAGUUCCGAGUACUGAUUGUAGGCGGGUCUAUUGCAGGCUUGACCUUAGCUCACUGCCUGCUGAGAAACAACAUUGACUUCGUGGUACUCGAGGCUCAUAGUGAGAUCGCACCUCAGGUCGGCGCCUCAAUCGGCAUUGUACCCAACGGUGCUCGCAUCCUGGAUCAACUGGGCUUGUUCGAUGAUACCUUGGCCACCACAGAGCCUCUGCGGGAGUCGUUCUUCUGGACUGAGGAGGGAAACCUCAUUGUCCACAAUGAAACUCCGCAGCUACUGCAGAUGAGGCAUGGUUAUCCUAUUGCUUUUAUUGAUCGUCAGGUCGUACUAAAGGUCCUCUACGAUCAUCUUGCACAAGAGCAAGAUCGUAUUCUUACAGGCAAGAAAGUCAUCAAAAUCGAGCAUUCUCAUGGCAAGGUCGAGGUUCACUGUGAAGAUCAUUCGGUCUUCGAUAGUGAUUUGGUGGUUGGAGUUUCCUAUGGAUCUUGA